AUGACACAAUUUCCCGGACUCGGGAGAGUAGUCUUGGUCAUCAUGGAAACGAUUUCACUUCAUCGCCAUGGGUCUAAGGCAUUCAUUUGGUAUCUGAACCUGUACCAACCAAGCUACAUGGCAGAUACUCUGCUCAGUGCUGACGAGACUACUUUGCCGGCUGCUAUUAUUCAUCCUCUGCCUGCCCCUAUUGCACUGUUCCACCCAAGCCACUAUCGUGACGUGGUCCAUUCAGACGUGUAG
Colletotrichum lupini is the source of this 243-nucleotide messenger RNA. RefSeq lists its product as uncharacterized. Lineage: Eukaryota; Fungi; Ascomycota; Sordariomycetes; Glomerellales; Glomerellaceae. The transcript has 3 exons. The record is from RefSeq and is a predicted model, not a curated record. The coding region runs from base 1 to 243 and encodes 80 amino acids.